This is a messenger RNA of Saccharomyces eubayanus, 969 nucleotides long. RefSeq names its product Sfc1p (gene SFC1). Gene Ontology annotation, biological process: fumarate transport; succinate transport; transmembrane transport. The transcript has a single exon. The coding region runs from base 1 to 969 and encodes 322 amino acids. Lineage: Eukaryota; Fungi; Ascomycota; Saccharomycetes; Saccharomycetales; Saccharomycetaceae. The record is from RefSeq and is a predicted model, not a curated record.
AUGUCCCAAAAAAAGAAAGCUUCUCAUCCGGCUAUCAACCUGAUUGCAGGUGGUACUGCAGGUAUGUUUGAAGCAUUGUGUUGUCAUCCCUUAGAUACAAUUAAAGUUAGAAUGCAAAUCUACAAACGAGUGGCCGGUAUCGAACACGUUAAACCUCCAGGUUUCAUCAAAACCGGGAGCACCAUCUACCAUAAGGAAGGUUUCUUGGCUCUGUAUAAAGGUCUCGGUGCUGUGGUCAUCGGUAUUAUACCAAAGAUGGCUAUCCGGUUCUCGUCUUAUGAAUUCUACAGAACCCUAUUAGUCAAUAAGGAAACGGGAAUUGUUUCUACCGGUAACACAUUUGUGGCUGGUGUUGGUGCUGGUAUCACUGAAGCCGUUCUUGUGGUGAAUCCCAUGGAAGUCGUAAAAAUUAGGCUGCAAGCUCAGCAUUUGACUCCGACGGAACCAAACGCUGGCCCUAAAUACAAUAACGCCAUUCAUGCCGCCUAUACUAUCAUUAAAGAAGAGGGGGUUUCUGCGUUGUAUAGAGGUGUUUCUUUAACCGCAGCAAGGCAGGCAACAAACCAAGGUGCUAACUUCACAGUCUAUUCUAAAUUGAAAGAAUAUCUGCAAAACUAUCACCAAAUGGAUGUCUUACCUUCGUGGGAAACAUCUUGUAUAGGUUUGAUUUCAGGUGCCAUUGGACCGUUUUCCAACGCCCCAUUGGAUACUAUCAAGACAAGAUUACAGAAGGAUAAGUCGACAUCUUUGGAAAAACAAUCUGGCAUGAGGAAAAUCGUACUAAUCGGUACCCAACUUCUAAAAGAAGAAGGCUUUAGAGCAUUAUAUAAGGGAAUAACCCCAAGAGUAAUGAGAGUGGCACCGGGUCAAGCCGUUACGUUUACCGUUUACGAAUAUGUAAGAGAUCAUUUGGAAAAGACGGGAAUAUUCAAGAAGAAUAAUAAACCAAAGCCAAAACCAUUGCAGUAG